GCCCCGCGCGGCGCCUGGCCUGUGUACCAUCUGCAGGGUGAGGGCUCAUUGCGCGCGGUGUAAGCGCGUUGUAAGCUGCAUAAUUGCCGGGCUCAUCGCGCGCGGCCUGGGGUGCAGGGGGGGUUGGUGAUCGUCGCGCGCUGGUCUUGUGGGUCCUAAUAGACUAUUGACCAGUUUCUGGCAAUUAAGCCGCAUAUACUGAUUGGUCGUUGAUCGAUGCGAUGCUAUUGUGCAGGUGCAAACAAAGAGUUCGAUUACAAAUCCACGAAGAAUGCUGGUAGGACCAAAAGUCUGGUGAAUGGGUAAUUGUAGACUCCGCUUAUAUAUUAAUAUUUGACCCCGAGCCUUCCGGAGGCUUCACUCGGUAUAAAUAGAAAGGUAUCUUCGGCUCCAAGAUGCCUUCUUCCAACAUAUUCCAUUCCAUAGCUCAUUGCAUCUGUGGUCCCAAACCCAAACAGUCCAAGUCCACAUCUGCCAUUGAACCCAAUAUCACACGCACAAUGGCCCCUAUCGUACUAAUCCUCGGAGCUGGGCCCAGAACUGGCGCCUCGGUCGCUGACAAGUUCGCCAGCAGUGGCUACAAAGUUGCUGUGGUGUCACGGAGCGGGACCGGCUCCAAGAACGACAAAGGAUACCUCGCCCUCAAGGCGGACUUCACCAAGCCCGACUCGAUCCCAGCCCUGUUCGAUACAGUCAACAGCGAGCUCGGCAGCGCUCCCAGCGUCGUCAUCUACAACGCUUCAGCACUGUCGCCUCCUCCCGAUAAGGAGUCCGUCCUUUCCAUCUCGGCCGACAGCGUUGUAUCGGACUUAAACGUCAACGUCGUCAGCCCUUACGUCGCCGCCCAGCAGGCUGUCAAGGCCUGGGAGACGCUGCCCGCUGAUACAAAGAAGACAUUCAUCUACACGGGCAACAUUUUGAACCAAGCCGUCAUCCCCGUGCCGCUGAUGCAGAACUUGGGCAUCGGCAAGUCGGCCUCGGCCUACUGGGUCGGCCUUGCCGACACCACGUACGCGGCCAAGGGCUUCCGGUUCUUCUAUGCCGAUGAGCGCCACGCAGACGGCAAGCUCAAGGGGAUGGCGCUCGACGGCCCCGCUCAUGGCGAUUUCUACCCGCAGUUGGCCAGCCAUCCGGAGAAUGUGCCGUGGCAGGCCACUUUCGUGAAGGACAAGGGCUAUGUCUCAUUCAAGUAAACUUUCCAGCUUGGAACUGUAAUCUGGGAUGAAAGAGUGCGCAAUUAUUAGCAAAGCAUUGAAUACAAAUUCAAUGCCAUUUGUUGGAUUGUGGGCAAAUGGUCUUGUAUUGAAUGUGUCAUGAUCUCUAGAGAGUCCUGAAUGAAGUGAACGGCGGCCAUAAGGGCCUUAU
Messenger RNA from Pseudomassariella vexata, 1365 nucleotides. RefSeq lists its product as uncharacterized. The transcript is spliced from 2 exons. Lineage: Eukaryota; Fungi; Ascomycota; Sordariomycetes; Amphisphaeriales; Pseudomassariaceae. Bases 396 to 1193 code for a protein of 265 amino acids. The record is from RefSeq and is a predicted model, not a curated record.